Messenger RNA from Cynoglossus semilaevis (tongue sole), 2534 nucleotides. It is a transcript of the gene tmem79a, whose product is annotated as transmembrane protein 79a. Lineage: Eukaryota; Metazoa; Chordata; Actinopteri; Pleuronectiformes; Cynoglossidae. Gene Ontology annotation, cellular component: trans-Golgi network membrane; lysosomal membrane. The record is from RefSeq and is a predicted model, not a curated record. The transcript has 5 exons. Gene Ontology annotation, biological process: regulated exocytosis. The coding region runs from base 215 to 1525 and encodes 436 amino acids.
CACCUGUUGGGUGAGUUUUUUCCCGUCCGUUUUUUUUCGAUCUGUGAAACCAAGGCAAACACAUAGUUUUAGUUGAGGGAAACAGAGAUCUUCACAGAGCUUUUCCGUGAUGUGACCGAGGACAACAGCAGACAGCAGACAUCAAGAAAUAUAAUGGCACUCUGCUGACGACUGACACUGACAGGACAGCACUGACGAUCUCAACUGGUACAAAAUGUCUCUCCUGGGCGGAUUAGUGUCGGAAUUAAUUAUGGAUGCUGCAUUAACAACUGAUGAUGCAAAUGCAGAGCCAAAAGCCGAAGGAAGUAAGAAUCCCCCAAAACAGGAAAAUGACCAGAUAACAGAUGAAGAGUAUGAGGAGGAGGAGGAGGAGGAAGAAGAAGAGGAGGAGGAGGAGGAGAUGUCCAGGUCUGCUCACCUGGAGCCAAGCACUUUACCAUGGCCUGGAGACAUAGUCAAGAAGCCUGAGAUGGACAGUAGUGAUGGAGCCUGGUCAGAAAAAGGAGUGUCAGAGGCUGAAGAGAGGGACACAGGGAUCAGCCGAGGAAGUCUGGACCUGUCUGAGAAACGGAGUCGGACGAAGAGUGACAAGAAGAGCAAGGACAAGUGGAGAGAGAGCAUGCCUGAAGGGGAGAGGUGGGAGGAGAUGGAAGUGCACCAGGAUGAUAAAGGGGGAGGCUCGCAGGCAGACGAUGAAGAGGAGGAGGAUGACGAUGAAAUAGGUUCCACUUGGACGUCAGAGAAAACCUCUCUGGGCAUCACUCCUCGAGUCACAAUACUGCGUCAAUCGUGCAAAAAGGUUCCCGAGGAGAGUCACGUCUUCAUUGACAAGUACCCUGAGAAGGAAAGGCAGGUGGAACCCGACCUGCCGGUGCAGGACCAGCCACAGUGGACGGAGCAGGAUGACAAGUACUACCUGUGCGAUCAUGCCUGUGGUGGAAAACUAGGGAUGGGUUUGUCCUUGGCUGUUGCAGGGAUUCUAUUCCCUCUCAUUGUGUGGGGGGGCUAUGAACUGCUUCCAUUUGACCUACCACUGGUGGACACUGCGCCCCUAAGGGUGAUUUACACACUUCGCUGUGCCUUCUUCGCUAUCAUCCCGAUCCUGCUGGGUGUCCUGGUUCAGGGUGUGGCACGUCUGCGGUACAGUGAACUGAAGCCACUCUAUCAAAACACAAUGGUGAACAGGGAGGUUGCUGUACACUGGCACUUCGUCAACGAAUCACUGGCACUCUUUAUUUUUUACUUCAUUCAACUGGCCGUCAUGGCAACCUACGUCAGCCAGGACAUGGUCAAACUGGUGCCACUGCUCACCAUCAUCUUUGUCUUUGGCAGGCUGAUCUACUGGCUCUGCCUCUCUCUGGGCAGCAGCAUCAGGGCCUUUGGCUUCGGCUUCUCCUUCUUCCCAAUAGUUGUGAUGUUUGCAGCCAACAUGUACUUCAUUUGUUCAUCGGUCGGACAAGAGGCGGUUUUUGACGUAGAACCACCUACAACAGCUCCUCCUCCCAGACAGAGGUUUUGGGGUUAAAAGAAGGAUGAAGAACAAAGAUUACGAGAGAGAAGAAAACAGAACAACUUAAUGACAAAACCUGCAAGGCAAAUUAUUUUGACCUUUUUUUAAUUAGUUACCCUGGUAAUGUUUACUGUCGGGGACCAGUUUACAACUUAAUAAAUAAAAAUGUGUAAGCUCUCCCUGAGCCGACCAGCUUCAUUCUCUAUUCUCAGUAGAACUCACGUUUGUCACGAAAGGUUGAUGUUGUAAACAAUUAAACUUCAAUGUCUGAAGCCACAUACUGUACCUGAUGUUGGAGGGAACUCACACAUGUUGUCAAAGGUCGAGGGUUGCAAAGAACAACAAUUUAUCUUUCGCUGUUCAAAAUGUACAAGAUGAUUAAAUCAAACGUGUAACUGUGUUAUCUAAAAAUAGUGACAUCGAGGGCAACUGGACGGAAGACGUUCCACCUCUCAUCCAAGAGGCUUCUUCAAGAGGUGGAACGUCUUCAAGAAACCUACUGCGUCCAGUUGCCCUCCAUGUAACUAAUUUAAGAUGACCUGGAUGACAGAGAACACAGACAAGUAACUGGGUUAUGUGUUCAGAGCCAGAGCUGACAACAUCUGGGUGUUGAUGCAUCAUCAGUGGGCGUUGAGCUGUAAGGCAAUUUAAUCACAUCUAAAUCGGGCAGCGGUGUUAUCACCACGGCCACUAGCAAUGCAUGCAAAUAACCUUUACUGUUGGGUGAAUUCAUUUUCUUACAAAUUAAGCGCCUUUAAAGCAUAAGAAAUUGACAAAAUUGUUUUUCAGCGUCCGGGAAGAAAACCAAAGCACACCAUAGAUGACUUCACUCAAUUUGUCUAUUUAAUAUAUAAAAUACGGUAAAACAUACGCAAAAAAGGAUAAGGUUUCAAGGGACUUGGAUACUUUGGUACAACAAACACUUUUUGUAAAAGCGGUAUAGAAUUUCAAUAACAUAUCAGUGCAUACUUUGUAUAUGAAAAUAUACACAAAUUGUAUAUCAUUCUCAAAAAACAACAAAAAA